GAAACCCAAACAGUGGCAGAGCGUCCAGAGCAGACAUUUCAGUUUGUGUCCGAUUCAGUUCCAGAUCAAGACCCGAAUCGGACCCAGUGUGCCACAACGCACAACUCGCCUACGUCAGCAAUAUCACGUUGUGAAUCCAGCAGUUGGCCUGAAGUCUUGGCCAAAACGGAUAAAUCCUCUUCUGAAUUACCUGUUAUUUCACCUGCCAGAGCGAUGGCAAUCAAACCUGGACUCGGUCGCAAGACCAGCAAUAAAAAUCCGCCUAUCCUAAGCCACGAGUUCGUUAUCCAAAACCAUGCGGACAUUAUAUCUUGCGUGGCCAUGGUUUUCGUGGUUGGUCUGAUGAACGAAUCGACGGCAGCGUUUGCGAGUGCGUUUAUAUCCCUGCAUCAUAAUGUCAGCGGCGAGGAUCCCAGCAGAGAGCAGCCAUAUGGCAAGGCCUAUACCUACAUUGCCGGGAUCAAGGACUACUGUGCGAUAUUCUUCUACACCCUUACCUGCAUUAUCAUGCACGCAAUUAUCCAGGAGUUCGUGCUGGACAAAAUCAGCAAAAAGCUGCAUUUGUCCAAGUUUAAGCUGGCCCGCUUUAACGAGUCCGGUCAACUGGUGGCCUUUUAUUUACUGUCCUUCGUCUGGGGCGCCCAUGUCUUGCUCAAGGAGGGCUACCUCGGCCAGGUAGCCCAGCUGUGGGAGGGCUUUCCCGAUCAUCCGAUGAGUUUCCUGCACAAAUUCUACUUUGUUGUGCAGCUGGCCUACUAUCUGCACAUGCUGCCGGAGCUUUACUUCCAGAAGAUCAAGACCAAGGAGGAGCAGCAGCCCAAGAUUGUGCACUCGGUCAGCGGCUUCACCUUGAUUGUCCUGGCCUAUACUCUGAGUUUCCAGCGAUUGGCUUUGGUUUUGCUGACGCUCCACUACUUCAGUGAACUGUUGUCGCAUGUCUUCCAGCUGAUCGGCGUCUUCGAUCGCGAGGAGCGACUGGCCAAGCUGCGAGUGGUUAACAAUGGCGUCUUCUUUCUGAUCCGCUUCGCUACGUCAGUGAUUGGAGUGCUCACCCUGUACUAUGGCAUUGGUGGAGUCAGAUCCUUGCUAGCCUUGGGCGGUCUGAUUGCCCUGCAGGGCUACUUGGUGUUCUCCUUCAUUACGGAGCAGCUGCGCGCUAAGCGGGAGGCCAAGAAGGAGGCCAAACGGGAGGCCAAGCUGGCGCUGCAAACUAAGAAACCCGCCAAGACGCCCAAGGACAAGGUCAAGCGCAAGAAGGAGAGCGACCUGCCCGAGGCGGACCAAACUUCGCCAAGUCCCAUUAAGCAGAAACUCAAGUGAGAGUUCGGGAACACACAAAGCAACAAAAUCUUCCGCACACUUCCAAUCCCAAACAAAUGAGAGAUGGAGCAGCACCAUAACAGGAGCCUUGAGUAUAUAGUAGAUAUAUGGCCACGAUUAAAAACCACGGCUCCAUGUUUUUGUAAAUCUCGUUAAGCUCAAAACUACUACUGUAUACAUUUCUGCUGCAUUUACUUCCUCGACACACAAAAGAAACUAUUUCUUAGCCUAAAUGUUUUAUUUCAUUUUAAGUGAACGUCAUUUUUUUAAACCAAUUUUUUUUAUUUUUAUAUAUACACAAAAAUUAAAAAAAAAUACAAAAAAAACUAUUGUAACCUGUGUUUUUUAAUUGUUUUUCCUUGAUCGUCCUAUUUGCAUGUAAAACUAUUUUUUAUUAAAACGAAAGAAAGAGAGAACUUAACAAAGGGAAUAGAUGAAAAAGAACAAGAUUGUACCGAAUUAAACAAAAUAUUUGCUAAAUAUAUAUUUUGUAUAAGAAACUGGUAAA
Drosophila ficusphila is the source of this 1828-nucleotide messenger RNA. It is a transcript of the gene TRAM, whose product is annotated as translocating chain-associated membrane protein 1. Gene Ontology annotation, cellular component: endoplasmic reticulum membrane. NCBI's taxonomy places the organism in Eukaryota, Metazoa, Arthropoda, Insecta, Diptera, Drosophilidae. The coding region runs from base 214 to 1320 and encodes 368 amino acids. The record is from RefSeq and is a predicted model, not a curated record. The transcript has 2 exons. Gene Ontology annotation, biological process: SRP-dependent cotranslational protein targeting to membrane, translocation; protein insertion into ER membrane.